AUUAGUCUAAUCAAUUAUGUCAUCAGUCCAAAAUCCAGAUCCUCCCUAAUCUCCAAUCCUCCUUUCCUCUCCUUGCAAAAAUCCACACACACAAAAACAAAUAAGGUGGGGGAAGAAAAAAAAUCCUCUGGAACAGGGAGCGAUUCGUAAUUCUUAUCAUCAUGUGUCGGUGGCUGUACCCGUCCUACUUCCGGUGGCCGGAACUCGGUCUCUCCCUGCCGCUAUCCAGCUUCCGAUGGCCGGACUUCGACUUCUCGUCCUACCUGAGAACGGGAGCGUGGUGGAGCCACCAGCCGAUCAGCCCCCUCCGGUGGCUGGAAUUCUCGAUCGACGAGAUCCUCUGGAGCUUGGCGACGGCGGUUGAGUCGGUGGCUCUCGUGGCCAUGCUCUGCUACUUCUUCCUCUUCUGUGGAUGCACUCUGUGACGACUUGGAGGAAAAGAUCGACGGCGCAUCCUAUUGGAGAGCUCCAAACUUGUCUUCCAUCGCUUCAAUUUCGUUUGUCUUCUCUGUGUAAAUACUUAGGAUGAUUACACGCACCAAUUCAAUCAUUUGAUUGCUGUUAGUUAAUCUGAAGUUUUAUAAUCCUGAUUAGCACUAGAAACAGAUUUGUCUUUAGGGCCGGGGCGGGGGAUCGUUUCAUCGUAUUAUCCUCUUUUUUUCUUCCUUAAUGGUAUAGAGCGUAGAAGGUUGCGUUUUGGAAUUCAUCUCUCGUAGUUUUCUUGUUGUGCCUAUCGGUCCAAGCCCAAGUUGACUGUGUGAAUUAGUGGGUAAAGCCGAAACGUGGAACCGAAAAUUCUUUGUAUGACAAGAAAACACCAAGGUGGUCAUAAUUAAACUCUAUCAUCAUAUAGCUGUGGGUGAAUCCAGGUGGCUAAGAGAAGUUGUUUGUAUGAACUAGUGGUAGUGGUACCGGUACCAAUGAUACUGGUAUUGUACCUCUACUCAUUGGUGGCAUACCACUAUCUGUGGUGGGCUGGUGGCAUACCACUAUCUGCCGGUAGGAUAAAGUUUGGCGAUCAGA
This is a messenger RNA of Linum trigynum, 1023 nucleotides long. The record is from the annotation of a GenBank genome assembly. Lineage: Eukaryota; Viridiplantae; Streptophyta; Magnoliopsida; Malpighiales; Linaceae.